Messenger RNA from Ornithodoros turicata, 4335 nucleotides. Its product is annotated as 3'-5' ssDNA/RNA exonuclease TatD-like. Gene Ontology annotation, cellular component: cytosol. The coding region runs from base 23 to 964 and encodes 313 amino acids. Gene Ontology annotation, molecular function: single-stranded DNA 3'-5' DNA exonuclease activity. The transcript is spliced from 4 exons. NCBI's taxonomy places the organism in Eukaryota, Metazoa, Arthropoda, Arachnida, Ixodida, Argasidae. The record is from RefSeq and is a predicted model, not a curated record.
UGGUCAUCGCUAUCUCAGUGUCAUGGCGUCCAAAAAUUCGUCUGGUGAUCAGCUGCUCCAAAAUUUAUCAAUUAAUGACGACACUGAGGCAGCCGUACAACAUUUGAGCGAAAAUUAUAUACUUAUAGACAUAUGUGCAAAUCUAGUUAACAAAAAAUACACGAGAGACUUGGACGCUGUUGUGCAGCGAGCGAAAGAAGCUGGCGUUAAAAAGAUGAUAGUCGUGGGCACUUCUGUGCAUACAACGAAAGAAGCACUGAGAUUGACACGUAUGUUUCCUGGGACGCUGUACUGCGCUGCUGGAAUCCACCCUCACGACGCCAAAUCCUGGGAGGACGACACGAUCGACACAUUACGAGAGACUGCAGCCAAUCCUGAAUGUGUGGCAAUCGGUGAAUGUGGCCUCGACUUCAAUAAAGACUUCUCACCACGGGAUACCCAACUUGAGGUCCUCGAAGCACAAGUGAACCUCGCGUGUGAAUUGAAAAAGCCACUCAUACUCCACGAAAGGGAAGCCUUCAACGAUAUGGUCGCCAUCUUGGAAAAGUUCCGGGAACGAUUGCCUCCGACGGUGAUUCACUGCUUCACUGGUUCGCCCGAGCAAGCAAAGAAGUACGUUAGCUUGGGUCUUUGCCUUGGGAUUACUGGAUACAUCUGGAAAGACAAAGGUGGUCUUCGAGAGGCCCUGGAGAAAGGCCUGGUACCUCUAGACCGCAUCCUAUUGGAAACGGACUGUCCUUUCAUGUGUCCCAAUCCUCGUGGCGCAAAACUUACUCCCGAAGUGCGAGGCGCCGUCAGCGCCACCUCCCUUCGACUCCUCGAACGCUACUGCUCCUUCCAGCGGAAUGAGCCCUGUUCUCUGCCUGCAACGCUAGAACUGACGGCGGCAUUUCUGGGCGUUCCGCCGCAGGACUUGGCCCUCAAGUGCACCUACACAGCACUCAAGAUUUUUGGUUUAGACUGAAGGACGUUUUUACAACGUCCUUCUUCUUCUCGUGGGAACGACUCUUACAGUGUAUUCACACGAGUGACAUCUUCACGGAAUAUUCUAGUAGAAGAAAAAGCAAGAGCACUGCUUACAGGGGCGAAGUUCCGCCCCUGUGUUACGUGAGCAUUCGUACGGUGCGGAAUAUUGGGAGUGGCGUGCUGCACGUUUAGCAGACGACACCGUCAUCGUGUUUUUCUGUCGUCUGCUACGGAAUAUUUUGUCUGGCUACGGAAUAUUACGUUUAGCGCUCGCGCUCACGCAGACGCUGACAGCAGAAAGCUAUGACGCUUUUCGCAUCUUCCGCUUCUGGGGGAAAUGUCGCUCGUGCGAAUACACGGUUAGAGGGCCCCUCGUGAGAGUGGGAACACUCUGCACAGGGUUGCCUGUUCUUUUCUCCUGAAAUUAGGACGUAGCCUUAUUGAGAAACGUACAGAAUGGUCUUUGAGAGGUGCAACUCGAGACGUGUCCUUUGCUUUUUCCAGUGUCGGGUUGUUGUCAUGUACUUUUUUUUGUGUCUUAUCUAGGAUUUCAUUCUGCUGUACUAUAGUUGUGUUCAACUUAAGAAGGAAAAGAAAUCUAGUCCGCCACCUUUCAAAAUAUUACCGCGACACAGAUAGGAUGGCUGGGCACAGAGUGGGCAGAGAUCUCACGCUUGCUGUUGGCGCUGUUGGUCCGUAUUCGCUGUUAAGACUGGCCACAUGACACUGCGCUGUGUGGUGGCGCUGCAGUAUUUAUCUUGGCGCACUAAUGAGUCUCCUUAUCAACCAAUGGCAUAUGUAGCUGACGGACUAGAUUUCUUUUCUUUCUUAAGUUGAACACGAGUUUAAAGAGAUUGAGCCACGAUCAAGAAAAAAAUGUUCAAAACACCAAAGAAAUUUUGCAGCUUUUUGAAGAAUUGUUAUACCAAUAAGCAAAGUAGAUGGGGAAGAAAAAAAGGAGGGCAAAGAAAAUUCUGUUUUUGCAAUUGUGCAGGGUACUUCAGAGUGCUCCGACAUGAUGGACAUAGCUCGAAGAUGAGUGAGUAGCACUUUGAACGCCUUGCUUUUAUUUUAUUUAGAGCCUUCCUUUUUCCUUUGCUGAGUAGUUUCUUGCCUGCAUUUCUAGGUUUCCAUACAGGGGUCUUGCCCACUAAUCAGAACAGCAGUGUCAAUACUGUGGUCACUAUUAAGUGUUGCAGGCUUGUCCCUGUGUACACCCACACCCCGUGUUCCACGGGGCCCUUGCGUUCCCAUGAAACAGUGAAACUGGAAAUGAAAAAGUGUUUGGGUUCGCCUGAACCUAGAGCUUUUGCUUGCACAGUGCAUACUACUCAUGGGUAAUCACACAUAUAGUGAAAUACUACGGUGAAUCUUUUUGCUGGAAACAACCACACCUGCAUUGAAUUCAGUCUGUUUCUAUAGUGAGGUUACACUAAAACGUCAGGCCUUAUGACCUUUUGACCCACAGUCCACCAGCACAAACAGUAAAUAAAAUAAUUAAAUUCAGUUCAAAUCUUGAGAGUUAUCUGGCCUCUUGAAGCUAAUCUAAGUUUGUCUAUUAUGAAUGUAUAUAUCUAAUAUGAGAGUAAUCUAACCUACUCUCGGCAGACAAUGCAGUAUAGUGCCUAAGUCACCUGAAUUACCUUUACCUGCAAAACAGGAUUUUUUUUUGUGCACGGGCCGAAACCAAAGUCGAAUAAUAAAUGCCCUCCGAAACAUACGUUUAGUGAUACAGAUGUAAAAGACAUUGUCGAUUGGUGAACUGAUAUAUGAUGUGAUGAUAUGAUGCCGGUGGAUAUGAUACUCAUGUGCUUCUUUGAAUACUGUUGAAUGUGAUGCAGUACUUGCAUACAGUGUGACUGUUCUUGACAGAAUACCUAUGCACUUGCAUAACUACCACACAUUUUUUACAAAAAAAAAAUGUAGUCCUAUAAACAGGGUGCGAUAAUUUGGAGGGGACAAGAUAUGGAUUUCAACCGUCAGGGUACACUUAACUACCAUUCCUUUCCAAAGAGUUCGGGUAAGCAUUGUUGGAAUCUUGAAUUAAUAUGCGGGGAGAAGCAACAACAUUGGGCGCCCAAGCUGAGUGUGCCUUAAUUAUUCGACUACGGUAACAUUAGCGUGGUAGAAUAUCGUUCACCAAUGAAGUGGUCGGUGGGCAGACGUUAACAACACCGGCUGCAGUAAGGGCUACACAAACAGACAUUUGCAUUUCUAUGUCAUCCUUCCUGCGCUUGGUGUUGUAAUUUCAGGGUUUGAUGUUUCUCAUUGAUGACCACAUUCUCAAAUGCACUGAAGCUUAAUCGGACUGUGAAACUUAAUUGGAUCAGUUCCACAUACUUAACUGACAACUCUGAGGAAUUUGGAGACAGAUCAGUACGUGUGUGUCUCAUUACGAAUGUCAACUAGCAUUAUUUGCCUAAUACUACUUUACCUGGAUUCACCGUGAACUUUCUUACUAAUGACAUCCAUCUCCUGAGUUUUAACGGGCUUUCUCAAUAUAUAUAUACUCCUUGCAAACUACGGUCUUUACUAGACCGCAGCUAACCUAACAGUGCAAUAGAGUGCAGCGAAACCUAAAGCAGCUGCACAUAUUGCCAAGGUGCUUAUCGACAUGUCUCCACUUCAGUUCGUGGUGAAUUAGUUUUACCUCCCUGCAGCUGGAUGAGCUAUUCACGGUGCUGAUUUUAUAUGCGUCUAUUACUGCAUUUGCUGUAGAACUUUUGUCCACCGUAACUUUGGCAAAGUGCCGCGACGCACUUAAAAGAUUAUUGUUACACUAAUCACAAAUCAGUCAAAUAAUUAAUCCGCGUUACGCGUUCUGAUGGUACAAUAACUGAUACGUUGCGUACCAUCAGUGUGUGCAGCUCUAUUUAAUGUUGUUAGCGUGAAUAGUGGAAUAGCUUUUGUGUAAGGCUUUGUCUUUCAAAUGGAAUGCCAACUUGUGCCUCAUAUUUAUACCUUCUCAAGUGCCUUCUAUUUAUGAAGUGCUCAAAGUUGAUGUUGAUGUGCUUGUGUUGUGAAAUGUUAAUCUCAAGGUUUUGCAGUGUGCCUUUAUGUGAGCACAUGCAGCUAGCAGACAUGAUUCAGAAGCUGCAAUUUCAGAACAUGUCGUAGAACUGCAAAACCUAUUCAGUGUGCUGAUGUGCCGAGAAAGAGUGAAAGCUUUUAUGAAGAACACACAUCUUAGAAGAAUGUCAUCUAUUUUUUGUUUGUUGUGCAACAAUGUUUGGAAGAUUUUAUGUCACGUGGCCACGAGUAUUUAAUGGCUGGUUUAAUAAAAACAUUCUCCUCGAGAAGAUACCUCACAUGGAUUGUUUUGAAAAAGUAAGAGUGAUUAAAAAAAUAAUUCCCAUUUUACAGUUUUUA